AUGGCUUCUAUUCGCAAACCAACUGUUAGAAAAGAGUGUCAAUGCUCUAUCUGUAAAAGCAAGACACUAGAAUUUGAUCGUGUAUCUGUUAAAACAUUUAAAUGUCAUCAAGAAAAAGAUAAUCAUGAUAUUACACAUGUUCAAAUACCCUAUAAAGACGCAUGCGAUACAAUUAGUAGUGCUGUUUCUGAGCCUGUAAAUCAAGAGGAAGAUAGUUUUGAAUUUGAACAGGAAGAUGUUGAAAUCAAUUCUGAGCUUAGAAAAGAAGAAGAAUAUGAAGAUGAAUCCAAUGUUGAGAUGGACAAUGAUAAAGUUGCUCUUUUUGUCUCACUAUAUGUUGUGAAUGAAGGAGCUGUAAUCCUGAUUGCCAUAAUCAACAAGAUCCUGCAGUUUUUGUUUGACCCAUUCCACCUUCCUGUGAGUGUUGCUGACCUCAAACAUUUGGCCGCAUUUGAAGCGUUGACAAGUGGUGUCAAGAAGUAUGUUGCAUGUAGCAAAUGCCAUGCCAUAUAUGAUAAUGAAGCCGCCCCUUUGUGUUGUAUAUCACCCAAUUUUGGUAAAACCUCCUUGUGUGGCAACAGCUUGUUGAAGUCUGGUCCCAGGUCAAAAGCACCCAAAAAGACAUAUGUAUUCCACUCCAUCAAGAAAGUCCUAAAGACGUUUUUUCAAUGCCCGGAUUUUGAAAACAAGAUCAACUCAUAG
Messenger RNA from Phycomyces blakesleeanus NRRL 1555(-), 702 nucleotides. RefSeq lists its product as hypothetical. NCBI's taxonomy places the organism in Eukaryota, Fungi, Mucoromycota, Mucoromycetes, Mucorales, Phycomycetaceae. Bases 1 to 702 code for a protein of 233 amino acids. The transcript has 4 exons. The record is from RefSeq and is a predicted model, not a curated record.